CCCUCCCUGCCUCUCGCUGCCUCCCUCCGCCUGCCUUCAUAUACGCCCCCUCCGCAGUUAUAAACAUCCCUCUUUCUUGCCAUGUCCGACCCAACUUUCGCCCAGUUCUAUCCCCAGUCCGCUGCCUUCGAGCCUGCCGCCUACCACAAGGUUGAAUCCGCAGCCCCCCCUACCAUAGCACUCGACAGCGGCGAGAACCAGAAGCAGUCCUUCGACUUCUUCAGCUACAGCCAAGCCGGCUUAGACGUCGUCGCCCCUCACCCUGACCAGUUCGAACUCGAGCUCGACAACUCCCUCGCGGCCUUCGACGCAGAGCUGAGUCUCCUCCCUGUCGACACCGCCGAUUUUUCCUUCUAUCGCCCGGCUACGCCUGUCUUCGGUCCUCCCUCCUCCUUCACCGUCUCGUCUGAGUCGGUGUCGGGUUAUGAUUCUGUCUACAACGACAGUAUCUCCAGCCGUUCUGAAAGCUACUACAACUUCAACGCCCAGGCCCAGUCUCCCACGAACAACUACCCCUCGAGCGUCUACUCCCUCACCCAAGAGCAACUCGACAUGGACUUCCAGCGCAUGGGCAUGCCCGAGGACCCCAACUCCUUCGGGGCCCUCCCGUCUUCCCCCUCCAUCCGUAGCUCGCCCGGCAGCGUGCCCAACAUCUCGCAGUACUCUCCCCCCUACUCCUCCCCCCGCGGUUCCUUUUCAGACUACGAGCCUGCGCAGCCGCAGCAGGUCCGGCUCGGUACUUCUGCUGCGUCCGACUACUAUCCGCAGGCGCAGGUGCAGAUCAACAAGUACACCGGUGCGCGGAUGGUUCACCAGCAGCACUCCCGCUCGAACUCCAGUGUCUCGCCGCAGUUGUCCGGCGUGUCGCACCCCUCCCUCGCCGCGCAACGGACGAAGAUCGACAUGCACGAGGACCCGAAGAGGAAGUACCAGUGCCCUACGUGCCCCCGAGCCUUCGCUCGCGCCUACAACCUUAAGACGCACAUCCAGACCCAUGACCCCAACCGCCUUAAGCCCUACGCCUGUCACCACAAGUCUUGCGGCCGCUCGUUCAGCCGGAAGCACGAUCUCACGCGGCACAUGGUUUCCAUCCACCGCACCGAGUCGGUCGCGUCCCUCACGUCGAGCUCCGGCCACUCUAUCGGCGUUGACGGCGGCCAUCGCUCCUGGUGCGAGCAGUGCGGCCGUAGCUGGGUCGGCAAGGGCAAGGAGAAGGGCUGCGAGUGCGACGACGUCAAGUAAACGACAUGUUCGCCUCUGAUUGUUUCGCUUCCUACGGUUUGCGUACGUACAUUUUUGGUGCCUAUCUUAUUUUUCUUCCGAUGCUUAUUAUUCUCUGUAGCGCUAGGCAACAAUCACGUCCGUCUAGCGGUGUAGAGAUUCCGUUCAUGUUCCCAACCUCGUUUGGCUCUGGUAUGCUCUACAUCGCGACGACGAUGAUGCUCGGCACGCGUUUGUGUAUCCCGCCUGGGUCUCAGUUCCUUCCAUGUCCCGUUGCUAGGUGUACAAGCGCUGUCGAAUGUCCCCCAUCCGCUCUGCCUUUCUUUCGAGCUUCUUGAUUGAUUGUGUGGUACCCCCUAUGCACCCCCCCUCAUAUGGCGUCGUCGUGUUGUUCCUCGCUCGAUUUUUUAUCCUCGCUCUAUCUACUCUCAUACGUACCCUCCUCCCCCGUUAGUCCUGUCUUGUAUACGUCGCUCGUUAUUAUAAAUGUAUACUUCCCGUCCGUACUCGCCGAUAGCGAUGGUUUCGACUACCUCGUACGAUCUCUUACGUUCACACGAUUUGGAAAUUGUCC
Messenger RNA from Trametes versicolor FP-101664 SS1, 1795 nucleotides. RefSeq lists its product as uncharacterized. Gene Ontology annotation, cellular component: nucleus. Lineage: Eukaryota; Fungi; Basidiomycota; Agaricomycetes; Polyporales; Polyporaceae. The record is from RefSeq and is a predicted model, not a curated record. The coding region runs from base 82 to 1242 and encodes 386 amino acids. The transcript is spliced from 2 exons.